Oncorhynchus mykiss (rainbow trout) is the source of this 2312-nucleotide messenger RNA. Its product is annotated as serine/threonine-protein kinase SBK1. Gene Ontology annotation, biological process: protein phosphorylation. NCBI's taxonomy places the organism in Eukaryota, Metazoa, Chordata, Actinopteri, Salmoniformes, Salmonidae. The record is from RefSeq and is a predicted model, not a curated record. Gene Ontology annotation, molecular function: protein serine/threonine kinase activity; ATP binding.
UCCCCGUCUCUCCUCUCAGAUCCUCUCAUCCAGGAGCGAUUCGGAGACAAUAGGACUGGAACUAAAGAAGCCUGCGAAAGGGCUAGCGGUCGGCCGAACAAGGAGCAUUUACCGCUAGACCAGGUGUCAAUAGCACAAUAAGGAGAAUUUGAAUGCCGACGGCAAAGAUACAUUUUUACAUCAAACCGUAAAGCUAUGCGCCACUGUCAUCCUCACGAUUUGUUAUUUUUUUAUCUGCCUUGACUUGGCUGACUUCAGAGCCCUUGCAUGUUGGACGGAUUGAAUGUGACACAAGCCGUUAGCCACCACUCUUGUCCUGCCCGUGAGUCCGUCCCCUAAACCUGUCCCCCUGUUCUUGUCCGUCCCCUAACCCGGUCCCCAGUAUGAGUUCGUCUCCGCUGGGUUCCCGUGGCAACAUGGACAUUCUGGAGGAGCUGCAGCUGAUCGCAGCACAGAACCUGGAGAGGUUAGAGGUCAACAAGUAUUAUGAGGUCAUCAGGGAGCUUGGCAAGGGCACUUACGGCAAGGUGGACCUGGUCAUACACAAGAUCAGAGGCACCAAGAUGGCCCUGAAGUUCCUGAGGAAGAAGACGACCAAGCUGAAGUCGUUCCUGAGGGAGUACAGCAUCUCUCUCUACCUCUCCCCCUGUCCCUUCAUCAUUAACAUGUUUGGGAUCGCCUUCGAGACUGACGACUACUACGUGUUCGCCCAGGAGUAUGCCCUGUCCGGGGAUCUCUUCGACAUCAUCCCUCCACAGGUGGGUCUCCCGGAGACGGUUGCUAAGCGCUGUGUGCACCAGGUUGCCAUCGCCCUGGACUACCUUCACUGUAAGAAGUUGGUGCACCGUGACGUCAAGCCCGAGAACAUCCUCAUCUUUGACCGCGAGUGCCGCAAGGUCAAACUGUCCGACUUCGGCAUGACGCGCCGCGCCGGCUCGCCGGUCAAACGGGUGAGCGGUACCAUCCCGUACACGGCUCCGGAGCUGUGCGACACGUCUCGCCACGAGGGCUUCUGCGUGGACUACAGCACGGAUGUGUGGGCCUUUGGCGUCCUCCUCUUCUGCAUGUUGACCGGUAACUUCCCCUGGGAGAAGGCCCUGCCCUCCGACUCCUUCUACCAGGAGUUCACACGCUGGCAGAGACGGCGCACGGGCACCGUGCCCUCGCAGUGGCGCCGCUUCACAGAGCAGGCGCUCCGCAUGUUCCGCAGGCUCCUCUCUGUGGAGCAGGACCGACGCUGCUCCGUCAAAGAGGUGUUUGGCUACUUCAGCCACAGCUGGAUGCUGGAUGGAGACAGCAACGGGAACGGAGGAGGGGGCGGAGAGAGAGAGAGGGAGGGAGGAGGAGUGAGGGUGGAGGGAGACGGGAGCAGUACAUCGUCCUCGUCUGGAGAAGAGGAUGAGGAGAUGCUGGUUGAGAGGAUGAAGCAGCAGACUCUGUCUCCUCUCUCUCCUCCGGUGGCUGUGGAGAGGGGCACUGGGGGGACAAAGGCAGGGAUCACGGAGUCAGGUGGAGGACGCCAUUUUGUGUCUGUUUCUACCACCAGCUCUGUGCCCUCGACUAACAGCUAUGACCGCAUGCCCAGAGACAGCAACAGCAACCAGCCCCCCGGACGCAUACUGACGGCUACGCCUAUAGAGAUCUGUGUCUGAGAUGUGUGACGGGCCUGGGAAGGACUGAGAUACUGUGUACAGUACACAGACGUGCACACAGACACCUACACUCAUAUACACACACAUAUCCAUACACUGAAAUCAGUGGAGGCUGUUGAGGGGAGAACGGCUCAUAAUAAUGUCUGGGAUGGAGUACAUGGACUGGUAUCGACAACAUGGUUUUCAUGGGUUUGAUACUGUUCCAUUCACUCCAUUCCAGACAUUAUCAUGAGCAUUUUGCAAAGUGAAAAGGGAGCAACUCAAGACAUUACUGAUGAUUCCCGUCGGGGUCUAAAAUGAUCCAGUCAGAGAUCUGUCGUUCUACAGACACAACUAAUCUUUAUAGAGACUGCAAAGACUCAAUGAACUACAUACUGAACGAUCAGCCAACCAACCAACCGACAGAUGGACAGACCAACCAACCAUGGCGAGGUUGAAAAACACAUUGUGAUAUGAAAUGCUGGUAUUCAGAUGAAGAUAUAAUAUAUUUCCCCCUAAAAAAAGACUACAGAAGUGAUGUGCGGGAACCAUUUAUGGCAAAAAGAGAUGGAGAAAAGAGAGGGAUGUUCUUUUGGUUGAAGCUGAUAGAAUUGCCGCCUCAAUGAAAGAAUAUCAUCAAAAUUAAACAGCAGUUUUAUGUUUACUGUAAUGCAAUGUGAA